Messenger RNA from Acaromyces ingoldii, 1398 nucleotides. RefSeq lists its product as hypothetical. The transcript has a single exon. Bases 1 to 1398 code for a protein of 465 amino acids. The record is from RefSeq and is a predicted model, not a curated record. NCBI's taxonomy places the organism in Eukaryota, Fungi, Basidiomycota, Exobasidiomycetes, Exobasidiales, Cryptobasidiaceae.
AUGAGCGCCCACGAACGGAGAGAGUCGGUAGCGUACCAGGUCCACGACGAGCGGCGCUACCGGCUGCUGCAGGGCAAAGAGGUGUACGCCGUCACGCCGCUGGCCUUCACUGAGGAUGUGUCCAACGACGAAGGAAGGACCCGCGGUCGCAGGGUGCCGCAUCUCGAAGGCCUCCGCGGCAUUCUUGCUGUGCAAACGCUCCUCUGGAUCUUCUUCCGCGUCUUCUGCCCUGGGGUCGUCGAUGCGACCAUCGAAGGAGCUCCACGCUGGACGAUGAUCGUCCGCAAGGUCCUUAGUCCCUUGCUCUUUGACGGCUCUCUCCAAGCGGCCGCCUACAUGCUCCUCGUGGGCCGCGUCGCGCUGCUUACCUACCUCGAGAGGCGCGAGGCCAUCGAUCUUGCCGGCCCGUGCUUCCGUCGCCCCUUCCGUCUCCUAAUCCCCACGGCCAUCGCCCUGGCUAUCACAUCGGGCCUCGUUGCCGGCAAGGGAUUUGCCUACUCCCAGUACAUGGCCGACCACCUCAACAACCCGGCAGCGAGUCCGCCCCCUAUCUGGGGAAGCACAGUCGAGUACUUUAAUUCGCUUGCCUCGCUCUUCUUCUCUCCUGCGCCUUAUACCAACUCGCGCGCAGUCACGUUCCUCCAGCCUGCCGGCAUCUCGUGGUACAUUGUCAUCGCCUUUCAGCAGCUUUAUGUCCUCAUUAUUUUUGCGUGGACACUCCCUUACACGGUCUUGCGCUACAAGAUCAUCGGCCUCACCGCACUCAUCCUCCUCUCUGCCUGGGUCGGUCGCUGGUCGUGGUACACCGUCACCGGUUUGGCCAUGGCCGAGUUCUCCGUCGUGUACCGCCAGACGCUGCACCCCAAGCCGCGCGUCACCGUCGGCUCGAGGCGGAUCCCCCUCUACCUGUUCCCGCUGGCCAUGUUCCUCGUCGGCGUCAUGUUCAAGUAUCUCUGGGCUGGCCUGCCCCAGUACGCCGACCGCGAGCUGGUGGCCCACGCCAACGUCAACACGGCCAAGCUGGACUGGGAUGCACUGCAGGAGCACAAGGCCGUGCCCCGCUACGACGACUAUCUCGUCUGCGUCGGCCUGCUGGGCCUCGUUGAGCUUUCGCACUCGGCGCGCCGCGUCCUCUCCUGGAGGCCGCUCACCUACCUGGGCCGCCUCGGCUUCUCCAUCGCCCUCACCUCGGGCCUCAUCAUGGUCAGCCUCGGCAGCGUCGUCUACUACUGCCUCGUCGAGUCGCUCGGCUUCCAGGCCCAGUCGUCGAGCACGACGGCCGUGCUGUUCUUCAUCUUUGUGCCCCUCUGCCUUGUCUGCGCAGACAUCUACUCGCGCCUCGUCGACGAUGUCUCGCUCUGGGCCUCGCGCUUCCUCUUUCACUUUUUCCGAACUUAG